Molecule: messenger RNA, 333 nt
Organism: Triticum turgidum subsp. durum (durum wheat)
Lineage: Eukaryota; Viridiplantae; Streptophyta; Magnoliopsida; Poales; Poaceae
Source: the annotation of a GenBank genome assembly
AUGGUGGUUUUGCUCGCCUAUAAAUUCUUUUCGCAUCCCCAUCUUCUCUUCACACACACACACACACACACACUCACACUCACAAGGAGAAGAAGAGCACACAAGAAGCGACAGGGCAAGAAGAGGAGGAAGGACAACAGAGAAAGAAGAGCCAUGGAGCACUCCUACAGCAGCAACUACGGCAGCACAAAGGAGAGGAGGCCUGCGCUGAAGAGGGGGCAGCUGAAGCGGCAGAUCGUGAGGACCAUCAGCAACCUCAUGGCGCCGAGGAACGACGGCGCCGGCGCGGACAAGAGGGCGUCAGGCCGCACCAGCUUCGGCGCCUACAACUGA